AUCAACACCUCGGCAAGCUUUCACAGCCGAUGACAUAUUGCGGGGGGGAGCUUUCUGCUGUCGGAGCUCCGUGCAAUUCCACCUUGAUUUCGCAGGCCCAAACCUUUCACUUCACUUUUGUGCCCAUUACCACUUCUUGUUCGUAAAACAGAACGGCCCAACAAUGCAGAGUCUACGCGUUGCCAGACCUUUUCCUUCUCGCUUUGUUACAGCGGUGGUGCCGAGGGUGCAGAGACCAUACUCUACACCUUCAGCUGCGGAACACAAGUAUGAGCACAUUCAACUCACCACUCCUCGUCCUGGUGUUGCUUUGAUCACUCUCAACAGACCAAAAGCACUAAACGCCCUCUUCUCCCCCUUGAUAAACGAACUCAACACCUGCACCUCCUCCCUCGACCGCGACACGUCAAUCUCCGCAAUCGUCCUGACCGGUUCGCCAAAAGCCUUUGCAGCAGGCGCAGACAUCAAAGAAAUGGCUCCAAAAACCUUCUCCGACGCCUACGGACACGACUUUAUAGAGUCCUGGUCCAACAUCACCAGGAUCAAGAAACCCGUCAUUGGCGCCGUGAACGGAUAUGCAUUGGGUGGUGGCUGUGAAUUGGCAAUGAUGUGCGAUAUCCUCUACGCAAGCAAAACAGCCACCUUUGGACAACCAGAGAUCAAAUUGGGUAUUUUGCCAGGAGCGGGUGGCACGCAGAGACUUGCGCAUGCUGUGGGAAAGGCAAAAGCUAUGCAUCUCAUCCUCACCGGGGACAAUUUCUCAGGCGAGCAGGCGGAACAGUGGGGGUUGGUCGCCAAAUGCUUUGAUGAUGCUGAAGCUUGUGUGAAUGGCGCGCUUGAUACCGCCGAGAAGAUUGCUGGAUACUCCAAGAUUGCCGUCAAGGCUUGCAAGGAAGCUGUCAACAAGAGUCAGGAUUUGGGUGUUAGAGAGGGUGUGGAAUAUGAGCGAAGACUCUUCCAUGGCCUUUUUGGCAGCCAGGAUCAGAAGAUCGGUAUGGAGGCUUUUGCGAACAAGAAAAAGGCCGAGUGGACGCACUCGUAGAAACAAGUCCGAGACCUCAGCGUUUAGAUACAUUUUUCGGCACACUCAGAUCGUUUUGCUUCUCCUCAACU
Messenger RNA from Aureobasidium subglaciale EXF-2481, 1113 nucleotides. RefSeq lists its product as uncharacterized. Gene Ontology annotation, molecular function: enoyl-CoA hydratase activity. NCBI's taxonomy places the organism in Eukaryota, Fungi, Ascomycota, Dothideomycetes, Dothideales, Saccotheciaceae. The transcript is spliced from 2 exons. Gene Ontology annotation, cellular component: mitochondrion. The coding region runs from base 164 to 1042 and encodes 292 amino acids. Gene Ontology annotation, biological process: fatty acid beta-oxidation. The record is from RefSeq and is a predicted model, not a curated record.